AUGAGCUACUAUGGCAGCUACUAUGGGGGCCUGGGCUAUGGCUAUGGCUCUGGUUAUGGCUGUGGAUGUGGCAGCUACCGUGGCCUAGGCUAUGGCUUUGGAGGCUAUGGCUAUGGAGGCCUGGGCUAUGGUGGCUAUGGCUAUGGCUGCUGCCGUCCAUCUUGCUGUGGAAGGUAUUCUUCCUAUGGCUUCUUCUGA
Messenger RNA from Antechinus flavipes (yellow-footed antechinus), 198 nucleotides. Its product is annotated as keratin-associated protein 19-5-like. NCBI's taxonomy places the organism in Eukaryota, Metazoa, Chordata, Mammalia, Dasyuromorphia, Dasyuridae. The record is from RefSeq and is a predicted model, not a curated record. The transcript has a single exon. Bases 1 to 198 code for a protein of 65 amino acids.